This is a messenger RNA of Gigantopelta aegis, 1558 nucleotides long. RefSeq lists its product as uncharacterized. Bases 92 to 1135 code for a protein of 347 amino acids. NCBI's taxonomy places the organism in Eukaryota, Metazoa, Mollusca, Gastropoda, Neomphalida, Peltospiridae. The record is from RefSeq and is a predicted model, not a curated record. The transcript is spliced from 5 exons.
AUUUCGCUGUGUUGGCUACCUUUGUACUGUUUAUACUAGAUAUAAUCAAAAGUCUAUUAAAUCUUACAGAGAAACAGAAUCUCACCAAGUAAUGAUGGAUACAGUAGCGUACCAGAAGAAAGUGUCUGACUAUUUCUCUGCAGCUUGUGUUCAGAUGGUCUUACAACUGGCGAAGGAUGUGGGGAUUCUUGACAUCUUGUUCUCUGCAGAACAACCACUGACCUCCGUGAAAAUAGCAGAGCUAGGGAAGCUUAAAGAAAGAUAUGUGAGAGAGAUCAUUGGAGCCCUGGCAACAUCAGAGAUAAUCCAGGUGGAUGAGAGUUCCACACAAUUCCACAUCCCCGAUGACCACAAAGCCAUACUUCGCAGGGUGACCGCUUUUGGCAAGGUGGCGCACUGCAUGGGACAAAGGAUGGGACAAAUGAAAGACAUUCUUAGCAAAGAUGGCCCGGACGGAAUGCGAUUUGAUGGUGAUCUGUUUGGUGCAUUUGAAGAAACUAGAAUACUAACACAAGACUCUAUCUUAGACAAUGACAUCCUCGCCUGCUUGCCCGAAGUCAAGGAUCGGCUAGAAAAGGGAAUAGAUGUUGCUGAAUUCGGAUGUGCUCAAGGAAUACUACUUCUGAAUCUCGCAGCUCGAUAUCCCAAGUCGACGUUCCUUGGUAGCGACAUCUCAGAGUCCUGCGUAGAAAAAGCGCGAACACUGGCAGCAGAGAGAGAGCUGACAAACGUCUCAUUUGAAGUGUAUGAUCUCCUGGACCUGCCGGAAACCAUCAACAAUUCAUUUGACUGGAUUUUCUUACGUGAUACUUUGCACGAUUUACCGAGCCCGGCAAAGGCGCUGCAAGGCAUCAAACAAGCCUUGAGGGAAGAUGGAACCGCGAGUAUUGUUGAAAUAGGAAUGCAGGGCAAGUUAGCAGAUGUCAAGGGAGAUAUCGUCUGGGCUCGGAUGUUUUCGCUCAGCACGUUCUUAUGUAUUCCCGAGAGUUUCCAAAGACAAAGUUCUGAUGCUUUUGGUGCGUGUUGGGGUGUAGAGAAAGCUCGUCAGUUGAUUAAAGAUGCAGGGUUCACUCUAGUUAAGGAGUAUUUUAGCGAGAAAAAUACCGCUUCUGUUAAUUAUGUGUGUCAAUUGUGAGCCUGUUUUUAAUUACAAUUCCGUAUUGUCAUUCAAUGAAUUGUGUAAAUUUGAAACUAAUAAUAUAAAGAGUGGAAGAACGUUUGACGAUGUAUUAACCUCAUAACUCUUGAACGUCUACAUAUCUACAUCCACUCACACCUAAACCUUAAUUGAAAAUAAGCACGGACGGACGCAUAAUUAUUUUCAAAGUGGCAUCUCCAGUAUUGCAAAGUACAAUAGCAUUAAAUAUAAAUAAGACAAUUCAUAUUAGAAACGUGCAGCCCACCUAAAUUUAGACUGCUAAAAUGAAUUACAUCCAGAGGCACUUGGGAAUUCAAAGGUUAUUCACGCUCAGUAUAUUCCUAUGGAUCCGUGUCAGUAUCACAUCUGUGGAUCUAACUCUGACUUUAUGUUGUACAAUAAAAUGAAUUCCCUGAUGAA